Molecule: messenger RNA, 1314 nt
Organism: Paramuricea clavata
Lineage: Eukaryota; Metazoa; Cnidaria; Anthozoa; Malacalcyonacea; Plexauridae
Source: the annotation of a GenBank genome assembly
AUGCUGAUAGCAUUAAAGCAUUCCACCACACUAGCUGUAAUUACAACUUUAGAGUAUAUCCGGGAAAAUGAGAAGAAAGCAAAUAUCGCUGCUGAAGCAAAAGGAUUACUCAAAAAUGUCAAGGAGUUUGAAUUUAUUCUAGCAUUGGAGGUAUAUUUUUUAUAUUUUAUUGAACACUUGUUUAUGGCUUUUUAAUGAUAUGCUAAUGCAAUGAAGAACAGGAAAUCUGAAUUGAAUUCUAAAAUUCAGCUCAUUUUCAACCAAUGAGAAUAAGAUCACCUGUUAAACUCGUUCGUAUUUGACCAUAUUUAUAUUUCUGUUUUUUAAUGUUAACUUAAGGUCCUGGAAAAAGUCGUGCAUCUCAGUAAAGGCGUUUCUGAUAAAUUGACAGAUCUCCUAGCAGCAAUCAAAGUUCUUCGGUGCGAGGCGAAAUUUGAGUCGUUUUGGAAAAGUACCUUGGAAAGAUGCUGUGAACUAGGGAUUGCAGAACCAAAAGAAGAUUGUCCGCAUAAACUUCCUCGACUAAUUGAUGACAAUCCACAGACUGCUGUAUAUAUGUCAGCAAAAGACAAAUUAAGAGUCUCAUUUUAUUAUAACGUAAGUUACCUGGUCUUGUCAGUGCGUAUUCCCCUUUUAUCUAUUGUAUUCAGCGCUUUUGAUCAUUAUAUGUAAAAAGCGCUUUAUAAAUUAUUAAAUUAUUAUUAUUAUCUCCUUCCAUGCAACAAAUUUCAUCGCGCAUUUAAUUUGGUAAAAUAUUUCUUUCAUUCUCAAUAGGUUCUUGAUCUUAUGACUGCUUCAAUUGAGAGCCGUUUCGACGCAAAUAAUGCACAAGUCUUGCAAGGUCUAGGGUUUUUGCAUCCUUGUCGAUUGGAAGAUCCAGGAGCAUGGAGAAAAAUCUCUGUGGCAGUUAAGUGGUUCCAGAAAGACCUGGAUAUAGAUGCUCUUCAAACCGAAAUAUUUUCCCUGCAAGUCUCAUCACUGCUCACUGGCGUGCUGAAAAAAGCCGAGUCUGAGAAACGAAGAGCCACCUUUGUUGACCUAUUCACAGUAUUGAAUGAGGAACCAGAGUGUUAUGGUACUACCAUAAAAUUGAUGGAAAUUGCUCUAACGCUGCCCCUCACAUCUUGUAGUGCAGAAAGGGCAUUUUCAAAGCUCAAGCUUAUCAAAUCUCGGUUGAGAUCAACGAUGAACCAAGAAAGGCUACAAAGUCUAAUGCUUAUGUCAGUAGAAUCUGACAUAAUGGAAGAGCUAGACGUAGAAAAGCUGGUUCAGGAUUUUGUGGACAUAUCUCAGAGAAGAAUGAAUUUAGUAUGA